UUUCUGUUUCCCUGCAGGAAGCUUCACACACCCAGUAACAUCCUGCUCGUCUCUCUGGCUGUCUCAGACUUUCUUGUGGGUCUUCUGCUGAUGCCAUUAGAGAUCUUUAGAAACACAGCCUGCUGGGUACUUGGUGAUGUAAUGUGUUCUGUUUAUUGGUACCUGACCAGCAACAUUACCUGUGCUUCAAUAGGGAACAUAGUUCUAAUAUCAGUUGACCGUUAUGUGGCGAUUUGUGAUCCUCUGCAUUACCCCACCAGAAUUACUGUGGUCAGAGUCAAGCUCAGUGUGUAUUUGUGUUGGUUUUUUUCUAUUUUCUACUGGAGUCUUUAUAUGAAAGAUAUCCUAGUUGAACCAGGCAGGUAUAAUUCGUGCUAUGGAGAGUGUGUGCUUAUUAUUAAUGACAUUGCAGGGAUUGUUGACCUUGCUUUGUCCUUUAUAGUUCCAGUUACUGUUAUUAUAGUUUUGUAUAUGAGAGUAUUUGUGGUGGCUGUGUCUCAGGCUCGUGCCAUGCGCUCUCAUGUUACAGCUGUCACACUUCAGUGUUCACUGAAUCAAGCAAACAAAUCUGAGCUGAAAGCAGCCAGGACUCUUGGGGUUCUUGUAGUUGUAUUUUUGGCAUGCUACUGCCCAUUUUACUGCUACUCUCUUGUUGAUAAAAAUGUGGUCAAUGAUUCAUCUGCAUCUUUUGUGGUUCUUGUCUUUUAUUUUAACUCAUGUUUAAACCCAUUGAUCUAUGCUCUGUUUUACCCCUGGUUUAGAAAAGCUAUUAAAUGUGUUAUCACUCUGCUGAUAUUUAAGCAUGACAGCAGUGAGGUCAACGUAAUAUAGAAAUACAAUGAA
Messenger RNA from Oreochromis niloticus (Nile tilapia), 843 nucleotides. RefSeq names its product trace amine-associated receptor 13c-like. Gene Ontology annotation, biological process: G protein-coupled receptor signaling pathway. Gene Ontology annotation, cellular component: membrane. The transcript has a single exon. The record is from RefSeq and is a predicted model, not a curated record. Lineage: Eukaryota; Metazoa; Chordata; Actinopteri; Cichliformes; Cichlidae. The annotation marks the transcript as partial. Gene Ontology annotation, molecular function: trace-amine receptor activity.